GAAUAUGAUGAUGACAAUUUUGACAUUUUUUUCUCCGCUAUUUCUUCUCCUUUUUUGUAUCUUUUUGAUAGUAUCUUUUUCUUCUUAUUUCUUCUUCCAACCAUUGAUGAAAUCUAGAGAUUAACACAAUAAGAAAGAUUGGUGUCCCCUUUUUUGCAGAUUAUUUUGGGAAAUUUUUACUAUUUAUUUCAGCCGUUAAAAUCUCAAUCAAUCCAAAAACUUCGGUUAAUUAUGGGAAAAAGAAAGCGAUCAGGUGCUGCUUACCAUACUUCUUCUUCAGAUUUCAUGCCAUGUUCCUCUGGAAGGGAUCUGACACCUGGCCAGGGCUUGUUUUCACUUGUGCAGCAUAACUCUUCUGAUCCUGACAACAGUAGUAUAUUGUUUAAGCCUCGGCCUUUUGGUAAGGAACCUAUGGAUAGCCAUGGAAAGCAAUCAAACUCUCAACUUUCACUUGGUCAACAUCAUCAUCACAACUUGAGUCGCUCAAUGUUUUUAAAACGCUCUCGUCACCACUACGGAAACCAGUAUUCACGACGAAACUCAUCCAAUCACCAUAGGCCCUCUACUUCUCAUGGCAAGAGUAGUAGCCCUUUCAGUGAUGAGCGAUUAUGUUUUAAGUUUGGUAGUAGAUACAACUCUGAUUUGGGACAUCGUCCAGAUUUUACAGAUUUUCGAGAAAGGGCCUUCUGGCGUCCAGAGAGAAUUAGGUCAAGCUCCUCCUUUAUCCAUGCAGUCUCACCCGAAGGAGUGAGGAUGGUUUGUGUGAUAUGCCAGAAAUCGUUGAGACGAAAGCCACAUCAUUUUGGGACCACCACCCUUGACUCAGAAGAGCCAUCAAUUGUUGCAGUUUUAGUUUGUGGCCAUAUUUUUCAUGCUGAUUGCUUAGAACAGCGAACGCACCUUGAGGAUAAAAGAGACCCUCCUUGUCCAAUAUGUUCAGGAUUUGUCCCAAAGGCUGAGGCUACUUGAACUGAGGCAACUUCCAGAGCAGUGUUACCUAAUUCCCUAAUUCCCCCGAGAAUCGCGAAAUGAGAAAAGUGAAUUAUGGUCAAUUUUGGUUCAUUUUUGGCUCAUUUUGGGCGAAUUGGCAAAUUCAAAAGGCGAAUUAGAUAGCGAAUUAGGUAAUACUGUUCCAGAGUCUUGUUAACACUGAAUUACUUUUAUAUAGAUAGAUCAAGUGCAAUUAACUAGCAAGGUAUAGUAGUUUGUUCAUGGUGGCUGCUUUCUGAAUGUCUAAAGCUCUGAUAUCUGACGGUUCUGACCCCAUAGUUGUAGCUUUCUGUGCAAACAAGAUCUGUUGUAGAAUUAGGAAAAAAAACUAUUCUGGUACUUUGUUAGAAUAUGCUAGUUUUCUUACCAUGUUGUAUAAUGUAUGUAACACUUUACUUGCUCUGUAAUUUGUUUUGACAAUCAUUCUCAUUGCUCAUAUAGUCA
Molecule: messenger RNA, 1434 nt
Organism: Beta vulgaris subsp. vulgaris (sugar beet)
Lineage: Eukaryota; Viridiplantae; Streptophyta; Magnoliopsida; Caryophyllales; Amaranthaceae
Exons: 4
Coding region: 232-969 (245 amino acids)
Source: RefSeq, a predicted model, not a curated record